AUGGGUCUCCGUUCGAGGGGUCUCCUUCUCCUCGGGAUAUGGUAUCUUCAGUUAUAUAGUGCAGCAACCGUAGCAUUAAACUCCAGUAAGUGGCAUUUGUGCUCAGCCAAAAAAAGAAUCGUCUUUUUUUUGCAGACGUCAGAGUUAAACGCCAAAGUGGAACAGACAGUCUUCUCACAGUCGAAUGGGAAGGAAUACAAACUGGUGGGUCAUCUCUCCCCUUUCCUUUCGCUUUCCAAUCAAAUCGCCGUCGUCCUUCAGGAGAUCACGCUGAUUCGGAAGUGAAAGGAUUCCUCGUGGAAUAUCGUCCGGAGAAAAGCGGAGAAUGGCAACUGCACCCGGGAAUCAUACCCUACAAGGGACCCAACCAUCAGUAUCGCGUUCAGAUACCCAAACUUCCGACCGGUAUUUCCUAUCUGGUGCGGAUUAAGGUGAUCGGCGAGAACAACGAGGUGCUUGUGGAGACGCCCGAGAUUCGGGCUCACAAUGAGAUUGUGUCGAUUAAAUGUGAAAAUGGUGAGUGCUCGCAAAUUGAGCAUCCCCCACCAAACCACUGAUUUUGCAGAUGACCUGACCGCGCCUCGCUAUCCGCAAGUCACGGAGACGGCCCAAUACUCGCUGGCGAUCAAAUGGGACGCUCCGGACUGUGGCUCCGUCGGCGACUACCAAGUCGAACUGACCGGCGUCUCCGCGCCAUUCGACAUCCACCGUCAAACAGUCACUCAGCCGCAUGUUUCGGUGACCAACCUUCUGCCGGGCACGUUCUACAGUGUCAAAGUGCGCGCCGUCGACCGUAAUCGCAAUGUGGGACCGUGGAAUUCGGAGGUGCUCGAGACGAAGACAAAAGGAGAGGCUCUGCCGAUUUCCAACAACAUUCAACUUCUCUACCGUACCGAUUCUGAACUUCGCGUCAGCUGGCAACCAUUCGCCAAUCCACGCCUUCAACAUUACGAGGUAGGCGCCUUUUGAGCGAGCUUUUCGAAGGCUUUUAUCAUCUCUCAAAAGUGUUUCAGGUGACCGCCGUUGAAGUGGACGAUGAUUCGAGACGCGUGGAACGUCGUCGCGUCGACCCGGCCCUCAACUCGUUCGCCCUGACCGGCCUCCGUCCGAGCACCAAGUACACGAUCGGAGUGAUCGCGUUUGUGGAUCACGAGCCGACGCAAGUCUACCAAAUCGAGGCGUUCACGACGUCGGGCGGCAUUGAAUCGUGGGAGGAGAAGCCGCAAGUGGUCGACCAGGGAAAGAAGCAGUUCGCCGUGCACUGGAAGCUUCCCGCCACCUCGAUCACCGUCAGCAAAUUCAUUCUCGAGUACAGACUUCCGAACGAGACGACGUGGCGAACGCAGGAGCAGAAGGGUGUCGCCGAGGGGUCGGGAGACUACUCGGUGGCCCUGGAUCACAUGACCGCUCCGUACUACACAGUCCGAAUUGUCGCCAUCGACGAUCAGAACAAGGUGGUCGCGCGCACCGAAGAGUUGACAGUCGGAGAAGCGACCGAGACAUCGUGCAUCGGAGCCGCCGGAGUGCCCACGAACAUCAGAAGCACCGACGUGGAUUCGACGAGCCUCAAGCUCGAGUGGGAUGUGCCCAAGUGCGACGAAUCGAUCGCGCCCAUCGAUGGAUACGAGUACAUCUUCUACGAAGCGUCGCAAAGUGCGCCCGUCGACGGAGCGUCCUACGUCGGAUCGCCGUCCGUCGUGCUCAAGGGACUGCGGCAGAACGUCGAUUACACUUUCAAAGUGAGAUCCCGAUCUGUGAACGGACACUCGCAAUGGAGCAAAGACGUCGUGAUCGAGACGGCCAUCGCUGGAAGUGUUAAAUCAGGUUAGGAUCGAUAAUAUCCGAUUAUUGUACUCUCUCUCUCUUCUAAAUCUGUCCUAUACUCUAAACCAACUAACGUUUCAAUAUUUACAACAGACUUGGCUAAUAAUCGUGUGAAACGACAGGCUAAACAUCUAAUCAAAGGUUCGUCCCCCUCCCCCUUAUCCACCCAAAUUUAACCAUUUCUAACUCCGAAAAAGAUUUCAGAUGCGCUCAACAUUUUUAAGUUGCGAAUCGUGCUCUCGCCACCGUGCUCGUUUCUCGUUUGGACACCACUAACGCAACAUUCGCACCAAAUAAGUAAAUUCAAGUAACAUUUCCGGGGCGCUCGCACAGUUUUUUCUAUAACCCGACGUGCAGGUUGAUGUACAAGGAGAUCAGCUCGUCGAAAUGGAUCCAACUGCUCGGCGGACCCGCACAUUUCCAAUGUCCGAAAGGCAUUGCUGAUCCGCAGGACUAUUGCUAUCAACUCAAAGGCCUAUUUUUCGGAGUUCAUUAUCUUAGCAGUGUAAUUUUCGUCGCUUAACUUUCCAAAUUUCUUUCUCAUUAACAGAUCUCCUAUCAAUUAACCAGCGGAGAGGAGCUGCCGGCUAGUAACCCACUGCACUUCACUCUGGUUCAACUUGGUACUAACCUUUCAACCGCUCUCUCUUUUCUGUUAAGAUCCCCUCCCGUCCCAAGGUAACUGUCGUCGUUUUCAGAUGGCUCUGCCGCUGCUGCCCCGUCCUCGCAAGGAGUGACCAUCACUCAACCACGAAUCGAACAAUCGGCCUCGCGCUCCGUCGCCUACUGGUCGGUCGUCGGCGACCGUUCCAGUGUCGUCGAGUACCAGGUCGACAUCCGAUCCACCGACGAACGAUCCUGGCGGGCUGUGGAGCCGGCCGUUCAGAACGAGCUCACACAGACUCAUUACCGCCUUCCGCUCGGCCAACUCAACGUCGCCAACACGUAUUUGGUGCGAGUUCGCGCGUUGGACGCCUCGCGAAACGCCGUCGCCACGUCACCAUCCGCCAGUUUCUCGGUGCUUUGUCAAGGCUAGUCCGGUCCCACUAGUCCGCCAUUUAUUCGCUUCUUUUUUUUUCAGUGCCGCAAUCACCGGAAAACGUGCGCCUUGAGCGUGUCUCUGACCAGCUGGUCCGUGUCUCGUGGGACGCGAGCCAAGACUCGGGAGACUGCCAAUCCUACUACUUCAUCACCGGCCAACAAAACGGACAAUCCAUCAACCAGCGUGUGCCAGGAAGCGACCGAAGCGUCGAGAUUCAGGGAGCCGCGCAGGGCGAUUGGAGAGUUCAGGUUUAAAUUACGGUCGCCUACAGUCCUCCUCGAACUCGAUGAUUGAUAUUGUAGGUCCGUGGAGUCAACACCGCAGGAUCGGGUACUCCGUCCCGGGAUGCCAUUUUUGCGUCGUCUUCUCAACAAUGUGAGUCCAUUGAACUGUCAGACAUUAUCAUACGCUCCAUCAAACUUGUAUCUUUGUAAAAACUUGAAUCUAUGUCAGCAAGUCACCGUUCAAAACGCAGUGUUUGCGAUCCGCGAACCGAUUUCUGGUGCCAAGGGCAAUUCUCAAACUCUCCACUCAGAGACACGAAUUCUGGCGAAGGUUGGCCGUCUGAAACGUGUGCCACUUCUUCUUUUUCCACUUCUACUCUCUAUUUUUCUCCUCCUCCUCAUCCGUCUCCUAACCGUACCGAACCUCUUUUGAAGUUAAUAAUUCCAACCAACCAACGUCUGAGUUUCGAAUGCUGAAACUACUAUUAUGAGUUUUCUGAUUUUCCAGCCCCCCCCCCUAGCUCUUAUAAAAGCGCAUGAGUUCUCCCAACUUUUUCACUAACCCGCUCCUCGAAUUUCAAUCAAAUCCCCCCCUAAACCUUCAUAUUUUCAGCGUUGUGCUCCACGCCACGAGUUCUUGCCCAGGAUAAUGACCUGAUUGUGAAGUGGAAGAGCGAGGGAGAGGGACGUGGCGUCUACGGAUACCACGUUCAGUUUAGAACCGAUAAUUCCGGCUGGAAGACGUACGGACAGCUGGUGCCGUACGCCGGCGACAACCUCGAGUACACGCAGACGCUGACGGGACUCGAACGCGGAAACGCCUAUCACAUUCACGUCCAAGUGCUCGACCGCAACUCGUACGUCAUGUACACUUCGGCUCAGUCGAGCGCCAAGAGCAGUUGCACACGUGAGUGUCUAGAAUUCUAUCGCCCUGACAUCAAUCUGACAAUUUUCAGAGCCAACCCACGCUCCGUCCCACCUGCAAGUCGCUUCUCCGGAUGCCUCGCACGUUCGUGUCUCCUGGGCGCUCCCCCCGCAAUCCACGUGGGGAUGCUCGGACAUUCAGUUCGAAAUCCAACCGGAAGAGCCACGUGGACAGCCGGCCGUCGUGCUCGGAAGCCAUCAAACUUCUCACAUCUUCAAUUCGGCACCCAACCAGGUCUGGUCGGUCAAGAUCCGCGCCAUCAACUCGGCCGGACACUCGUCCUGGACCCCGGCCGCACAGACCAAGACGCCGCCAGGAGGCGAGCUGAUUAUUGGUCCGGACGUCAAUUACCGACAGGGCAAGCCGAUCAUCUCCUGGAGAUCCAAAGAGAACACGAACGAUCUGAUCGAGUCGUUCGUGCUUGAGUGGAAGUCGACGACCGAACCGAACUGGAGACAACACCGCAACCCGAUCCCGUACAACGGAUGGCAACGUCCGUAUUCUGUGGAUCUUGGAGAGCUUCCACAGGGACACACGUACGAAGUCAGAAUUGUGGCCAAAGACCCGAACCGAGGAACCGCCUACACUUCGUCGAUUGUCCAAGUCCAAACCGAAUCGCAGUGCAAGGCCCCGAGAAGAUCGCCGGCCGAUGUGCAAGUCUCGCCACUCGGACCCACGCAAAUCCGCGUUCAAUGGGCCCCACUGCACGAGUCCGAAUGGAAUUGCGAUCGUCUCUGGUACAUUGUGAAGUACUCGACUCCACAGAAUCAAGGAUUCAAGAAUCUGACGAAUGGAGAGAACUUCGUCGUCUUCGAUUCGGAUCCGUACACCCAAUGGAACUUUGAGGUCCAGGCUGCUAAUCCGGCCGGAGAGUCCCAAUGGUCAAGAGCCCAGUCGGCUCAAACCCAGGGAGUUGCUCCGGGACCCGUCGCCAAUCUGAGAGUCCAACCGAUCGGACCGGACUCGCUUCAGUGCAGCUGGCAGCCGCCAGUCAACCCGAACGGAAGAAUUACGCAGUAUGAAGUCACCUACCAACUCAUUUCCAGGUAUGAUUUUUUGUUUCUUGCUCUUACAAUCUGUUCUAAGAGUAUUGAUUUCAGAGGAAACUGCGACAACAACCAAGAGGCUCCACGCACGAUCACCGUCAACGGACCCCACUUCACAAUUACCGGUCUUCACCCGCACUCCAAGUACCGCGUGGGCGUCGCCGCCAAAUCCAACGUCGGAGCCGGAGAGCGAGUGUCUCUCGAGAUCCAGACGGACCAGGCGGCUCCAUCCGGCGCUCCACUCUACCUCCGCACCGAAGACAUCCGCCCGACGGACGUCAGCAUUUCCUGGCAAGCUCCUCCGUGUCUUCAGACGAACGGAGAGAUUACCGAGUACGAGUACGAGGUGACGGCCGGAGAUCGUCGUCAGACCGUCCAGAAGACCACCGAGAACAUUCGUGGAACUCGUGCCCGAAUUGAGAACCUCCAGCCGCAGACUCGCUACAACGUGAAGGUUCGUGCGUACACGGCCCGCGGAGCUGGACCCUGGUCCACUGAAGUUCCAUUCCAAACGUCGGCCGGACAGCAGAACGUCCAGGCGCCAGGAUUCGUCAAGGUGCUUCACACUGGCGCCGACAACGCGCAGCUCGUCUGGCAGUCUCCGUACCCAAACAACGGAUACGUCGACAAGUACAAGUGCCGUUACGCGCCGACCGGAACCCAACAAUAUCAGGAACGUCAAUUCCCCGCCGUCUCCCCGUGCCAACAACGUCAGAUUGAGCGCCAGAACCUGCCGCCAACGCCGCCAGGAUCCAGACUUCAUUGCGGACGCAUCGAGAACCUGAAGCCCGAACAGACGUACGACUUCCAAGUGUCCGCCCACGUCAAGGACUCCGGAUGGGGACCGUAUUCGCAACCGGACCGGACGAAGGUCACCGACACCGCCGUUCAAGUGCUCUUCGUCAGAAAGAUCGGAGGAUCCGAGAACUCGCUCCACAUCAACUGGGACGUCCGUCCUGACGAUAAGAACAGAGUGACCGCCUUCCGAAUUGUGGUGACUCCACAGGACGGAUCGCAGAGAUCGCAGACGUUCAACGUGGAUCGUGCCACCUAUCAGUACCGCGUCGACAAUCUCCGCCCACGCACCACCUACAACGUGACCGUCUCGGCGGCCACUCAUAAGGAAAUGUGCGGAGGAACCAGCGCCGUGAUGACCACCGACGCCGCCGCCCUCACUGCUCUUUCUGUGGCUCCACGCGUCGUCGCCGAAGAGCCGACCUCGAUCACAAUCGAAUGGGAGAGCCGAAAUCGCGAAGCCGGAGGAUUCAUCGUCGAGUACCGACUUGAAGGAGGCGCGUGGCAGCAGUACAACCGUCGCAUCCCCGCUCAUCCCUCGCAGACCACCUACACGGCGACCGUCGACGGACUUCCGACCAACGCCGUCGUUGAUUUGAGAGUGCGCGUCGUGUCGCAGCAGAAUGAGCAGAGCUCCCCGUCGCCCGAAGUCCGAGCCCGCACCAAGUGCUCUCCGCCGACUUCUCCACCACAGGGAGUCCGAGUCGACGCGCCGUCCACCAACGAAGUGCGUGUUUCGUGGGCCCGCCCGGCCAAGAACACGUGGAUGUGCGAUCAGAUGAACGUCGAAAUCAGCUACCGAGUCGGAAACCAGCCGGAGAAGGUGCUGACCGUCCCCGGGGAUCAGACCGAGUACACGUUCCCGGCCGAGCCCAACCAGAGAUGGGUCGUCAAACUCCGCGCCACCAACCAAGUCGGAUCGAGCCAAUGGUCACCGGAACAGUCAAUCACCACCCGCCAAGGAGCCCCUGGAUCCGUGAGAGACCUUCGUGUCAAAGCGCUGUCUCCGAACGAGGUGCACGUGCAGUGGCUGGCGCCGCUCGUCCAAAGAGGAACCAUCGUCGGCUACGACAUCUCCUACCGUCUCAAGCAUCGUUUGGCGUGUCCGGAAGAGGAGCCGCGCGAUGUGAGCAGAGAUUUUGUGACGGUCUACAACCACAAGGAUCUAGACUACACCAUCACCGGACUCUUGCCCUAUUCGCUUUACGAAGUGCGAGUCCGCGCCAGGACCACCGAGCUGGGACCCGAGGAGACGAAGGAAGUGUCCACGGAGCAGCAACCGCCGAGCUCGCCGCCUUUGAACCUGGAAUCCACGUACGCUUUGGAGCGCUCGCUGUCCUUCCAAUGGGAACCGGUGGAUUGCUCUCAACGCCACGGACACAUUGUCAACUACGAGUACGAGAUUCUGGGACAGGAUGAUUGGGCCAAGCUGGAACGUCAGAUCGCCAACACCUCCGACCUCCGAGUGACCAUCGACGGACUGACCCCGUACACCAAGUACGUGAUGCGCGUGAAGGCGUACAACUCGAUCGGAGGAGGGCCGAACACCGAGAACCUGGUGGUGAUGACGGCGAAAGCCAACGCCCCACUUCCACCGCAAGAUCUCGUCGUCGCGCAGGAGGGAACCGACUUCUUCAUGGUCUCCUGGCUGCCACCGUACCCGCCAUACGGACCUCACGAUGCCUACAAGAUCCGCUACCAGCAAAUCCCGUCGGACAACUGGGUCGACGUGGAGAAGGGCAUCAAGGAUCCGCUGCUCAAGUGCCCGGGAGAGUCCCCGCGCUUCUGCUUCAACGCCACCGGUCUGGAGUCGGGACAACAGUUCAAGGUGCAAGUGGCCACGAGAAUCGAGGGAGGAAGCUACGGACCGUGGAGCUCUUUGGUCAUCGCCAACACCCUGCAAGUGCUGCCGGAUGCUCCGCGAGCCAUUCAUCUCAUCGAGAAGACCGACCACUCGCUGCACAUCCGCUGGAUCCCACCGAUUGAUCCAAAGGGAUACGUCACCCAGUACCGGGUCUCGAUUGUUUCGCUCGACGACGUCAACGACAAGAAGAGAACUCACAUCGUCAACCAUCCAACGCUGACCUAUCUCUUCGAAGAUCUGAACCCAGAGACCUCCUACAACAUCUCGAUCUCUGCGGGAACGAAGCAAGGAUUCGGAAGAGAGAUCUGGACCAGAUACACGACGGAUCCGUUCAACAUCCCAGUCGUCGGAACGAUGCCAACUGUCACCGCCGACGGAGCCAACGCUCUCGAUGUUCAAUGGAACGCCGUGUUGGACCCGAAGAACCGAGUGAAGGGAUACAUUAUUGAGAUCAGAAACUCGGAUGCGCCAGUUUGGCAGGAAAUCGGAGGCGUCACGAACCACGACGUCGGAAAGUCGAUCUACAGCAAGAAGCUCACCGGACUCGACGCCGACACCCUCUACUUUGUGCGCAUCAAGGUCGUCGAUCAUCGUCAACGCGUCGGCGUCCCGUCGCCCGAAGCCCAGGCCCGUACUGGAUGUGCCGCCCCGAUCUCUCCGCCGACCAAUUUGAACCUGGGCACUCCAUCCAACGUCCAAGUCCGCGUCUCCUGGCAAGCACCGAACCAGAACUCGUGGAAGUGUUCCGCGAUCCGAUACAAGCUCGAGUACAGAAACGGAACGGAGCCACGCAAGCAGAUUGACCUGCCGAGCUCUUCGAUCGAGCAUCUGUUCGACUCGAAGUCCAACACGAAGUGGACGGUCAGAAUCCGAACGGAGAACGACGCUGGAGCUUCUGAAUGGAGCAAGGAACUCGAAGUUACGACGGGAGAGGGUGCUCCAGGAGCUGUGGAAGACCUGACCGCCCGACCGAAGGGACCGACGAGCAUUGUCGUCAGAUGGAAGCCGCCACGUGAUCCGAACGGAGUCAUCACCGGAUACACGCUCACCUACAAGCUGAAAUCGAUUGGAGAAUGCGGUCCACGAAGCGCUGCGCCGAUUGAGAAGCACGUGAAGAACGAGGAGCAAACUCUGGAAGGACUUCUUCCGGAUUCCACGUACGAGAUCCACGUGGUCGCGCACACUUCCCACGCCGGACCGCAGUCUUCGGUGGUCACUGUGACCACCGAAGAAGCCGCCCCAUCCGGACCACCACAGAACGUUCGCAUCGGAUCCAUCACCUCCUCGAGAGCCGACGUCACUUGGGCCCAGCCGGAGUGCGAGCAAAGGAACGGAAAGAUCACCGACUACGAGUACGAGCUGUGGAGUCUGGACGCGUGGGCCGACAAUAGCACCGGACACAACCCAACCGAACGUCUCAAUCUCGAUCAGCUCGUGCCGUACACCCAGUACCAGAUCCGAGUGCGUGCGAUCAACAAGGAGGGCGAAGGACCGUACUCCGAGUGGGUUCCAUUCACGACGCAAGCGACGAACCCGCCUGCGCCGUCCGAUCUUCAAGAAGAAGCCACGUUCCCGCACGCCAUCGAGAUCUCCUGGCUUCCGCCGACUCCACCGCACGGAAACGUCGACUUCUACAAGGUGCGCUACACGCCGACCGGAGAGGCCAACUACCGCGAGAUCCGCGUCGAGACGGACCGGCUCGAGUGCUCCGACUCGAACAAAAAGGACCGCCUGUGCUACAGACUCAGCGACUUGGAUCCAGAACAAGAGUACGAUAUCCAGGUGUCGGCUCACACUGAAGGAGGCGGUUGGUCCGAAUGGUCGGACGAGUUGACGUCGAGAACUCAGCAGCAGAACAUUCCCGUGUUGGAGAGAGAACUGGAAGUCACCGACAAAACGUCGAACUCGAUCUCGCUCAAAUGGGAGGGACUUCCUCAAGAUCAAGCAACUCAUGUCGUCGGAUACGUGCUCGAAUUCAAGUCGGAAGACGAUGGCGCCGAGUGGCAAGAAUACAAUGGAGUGGUGAAGCACAGAAAGACAGCCAACGACUACAAGAUCACGGUGAAACAGCUCGAGACCGCCACGCUCUACUUCUUCCGCCUACGCGUCGUCGGAAAGAACGACAAGAGAGGAUCGCCGGGACCGGAAACCAAGGAGACGACGUCGUGCGGAAAGCCAGAGGAGCCGCCAGGCAAUUUGAAGCUCGAGAGCGUCGACUUUGAGACCAUGAAGAUCACGUGGACACCGCCGGAGGAGAAUUCGUGGAAGUGCGACAACGUCGAGUUCCUCAUCGACUUCGUCAACACGACUUCCCGCGGAAACUGGACCGUCAGCACGGAUGCUCCGUCCGAGCUCAUUGUGCCAACUCAACCGGGAACCAAGUGGGACGUCAAGAUUCGCACCCAGACUGUCGAGGACACUGGAAAGCCGCAAGUGAGCAGAUGGAGUGACCGCGUGAGCAUCACAACUCAAUCGCUCCCUGGAGAGAUCUUCGUCACUGUCGAGCCGAAGGGACCACGUGAGGCCCUCGUCACAUGGGAGCUUCCGGACAAAGAUCAGAAGUGGAACUACGGAGUCGACAUCACCUACCGUCUCAAGCAACUCGGAGGAUGCAAUGAAGUGCAGACUGGCACUCAGGAGCCGGUCACUCUUCUCAACGUCCAGGAGAAGCAGAUUCCAAUUGAGAACUUGCAGCCAGGAUCCCUUUACGAGGUCACGGUUACUCCACGAAGACCGCCAAGCCUUCACUCAUCGAUCGUCACCCCGAAGACCGUCAGAACUUUCCGCACGAAGAACGAUGUGCCGACAGGACCACCGCAGAACCUUCAGUCCACUGUUCGCAAGGACAGCGAGCUCGGAUUCAAGUGGGACGCUCCGGAAUGCGUCUCUCAGAACGGAAACAUCACUCAGUACGAGUUCGAGCUCGUCGGUUUGGACGAGUGGAACGAGGGCACUCGCGAGGGAGUCACUCCGCGCCAGAACACUCUGAUCGAUCAGCUCCAGCCGGGAAGUCUCUACCGCAUCAAGGUCCGUGCCUACACCGCCGAAGGACCGGGACCAUGGUCCGACUCGCUCGAGAUCCGCACCACUGGCUCCGAGCUAGGACCGCCACGAGAGCUCACCGCCGUUCAGACCAAGGCCACGCAGAUUCAGCUCACGUGGCUGCCACCGUACCCCGAGAAGGCCAUCGUCACCGCCUACCGUAUCCGCUACUCGCCACGUGCCGACGACUCGAAUCCAACGGAAGUCGAGCUAUCCGGAGAUGAGCUCACCUGCUCUGGCUACAAAUCGCCGAUCAUCACCAGCGCGAACCUCUGCGCCACGAUCAAGGGACUGCAGCCGUCGACGACGUACCGAUUCGCUGUGCAGGGACAGUCUUCGUCCGGAAACUGGGGAGAAUGGUCUUCCGACUACUUCUCGACGACUCGCAACGACGACAACGAACUUCUCGGCGGAAGUCUGAAGCUUCUUUCUGCCGGACACGACAAUCUUAAGGUCAAGUGGACCCCGCCAGCAGUGAUCGGAGAGAAGAUCGACAAGUACGAUCUGUUCAUCUCGGUCGCCUCGGUGUUGGACCAGAAUCCGAAAACGUUCGACGUCGGCGGUUCGACAACCGACUAUCACUUCCGCAACUUGGACUCGGUCACCCAAUACAACGUGACCGUGCAGGGAACCUCCGCCGGAAACAAGCUCUGGUUCAUCUCUUCCGUCUUCUCGACCACCGAUUUCGCCGAGGGUCUCCUCAGCUGGCUGCCAGCCCCCACCGAUCUUCACCUCAUCGAGAAGAGUGACACGAUGCUCCACGUGGAUUGGGUUCCGCCAGAGAUCUUCGAUCCAGAACAGAGAGAACUCAUCACCCACCACCGCGUCACCAUCGCUCCAUUUGACCCGACGACCGGAAAGACGGGACCGUCCAAGAACUACACGGUUCCGUAUCCAGGAAACUCGAUCAAGUUCGAGGGACUGCGCCCGGAGACCAUCUACAAUAUCACCGUGCAAGCCGGCACCAACUCUGGCUAUGGUCACAUUCUGUGGGGAACAUACAGUACUCUGGCGCCAGGACAACGUCACAUUCUCCGCCUGCUCAACCGCACCCCGACGACGCUCAACGUCGCCUGGGAGCCAGUCUGGGGACGUGCUCAUUCCGGAUACACUCUGACCGCCCGUACCCUCUACUCGGUGUACGGUAGUGUGCGAUUGCAGCAGAUCAAGACGUUCGACGUCGACGCUUCCGAAACCGAGUUUGUGAUCCGCGGACUUCAUCCGAGUACCGUCUACAAUGUCACGCUGACCCCGAAGGAUCAUAACGAAGUCGCGUGGGGAGCCUAUGCCACCCUGCCGCCCGGCUGGUUCGUCGUCAAGAAUCUGAAGCAGUGCGACAAGACCGACUUCGCCGUCUCCAUGUCUUGGGAGCCGGUCGAGCUGGACAUGGCCUCUGACUAUCAGGUCAGAUAUCUGCGGCUCAAGGAGCACGACGGAAUCUGGACUGAAGAGGAAGCCCGUCCAGCGAAGGAGUUGCUCUGCCCGAAGGACGGAUGCGGACGUCUCUGCUAUCUCGUCUUCAACCUCCCGCACAACCCAUCUGAAUACGUCUUCCAGGUACGUUUUUUGUCUUUGGAGUAAAGUUUAUUUUUAAAAUAACGUUUUUUUUUCAGGUUCGCGCCAAAGUCGACGGAGAGUGGAAUCAUUGGAAGUCGGCGCCGAAGAAGAUGACGAGCAGCGAGCCGAUCAAUGUAAGAUCCAUCUGAUCUAAUGUUCUGGAGGAAAAACGAUCGCAUUUGGUUUUCAGAUUCGUCGCAGUUGCUGCAUCGUUCCGCCACCCUACUUUGUGGACAACAUCGGAGCCCCCGGCACGUUCUGGGAGGUCGAUGUGAAUCCGGCGGCCACGGAGAACAACGUCACUCGCUACUACGUCGUUGUCGACGAGCGUGACCCACCCGGCGACACGAACUGGACAGAGCUCACCGACAAGGUCACGGCGAACAAGAUGAAGAUCCCGUACUACGUGGCCGGCUCGUUCAACCUCGAAACUCUGCCCGAACCGCGAAAGGUCCGGAUCGGAGACGGUCAGGUCAUUGGCGGAUAUCUGAAUUAUCCGCUCGUCAAGGGCAAAAAGUACAACUACGAGGUGUACACGAUCUGGAAUGUGACUGGCGCGCCGCUUGUCGGACGUCUUCGAGGUAAUUCAUUUGUAAAUAGAUCAGAUGGGGGGAAGGGUUUCGCGGAGGGUUUCGUGUUGAUAAGAAAAGGAGUGAAAGAGAGAGAGAGAGAGUGAAUGCGUUUUGAUUGAUAUUAGAAAAGAGGCGGUGGAAAAUGGAGUGAUAGUGCGCGCGUGCGUGAAAAGAGAGAAAUAGUGGGUGUGGUUGUUCAUGCUAACACUCUUUCCCCCCCAUAUUUGUCUUUUUCUUCUUCUUUCUCUUCUUCUGCUGCUGGGGUGGGUGGCCUUCAUCAAUAAGAAGAAGUCACAUUUGGAUCGUCAAAUACAAAUACAAAUACCCUCCUAGUAUUAUUAGUAUUACCACCACCACCCCUUGUUAUUAUGGCAGCGUUUCCGGAUGGUAAGUGUUUUCGAUAAAAUGGACGGCGCGAUGGUUUGUUUGCUUUCUCUCCUUUUCAUAUAUUGUGAAACUGAAAAUAUAGUCAGAGACUAGAAAAAGACAGUUUUGAAAUGAAAAUCUAAGCACGCUGCAGAUUCACGCAAAUGGAGUUGGCUCUCGGACCGAAUCCUCUCCAAGUGGAUUCUGAUCCCACUUUCCCUGCUUCUCCUUCUCGGACUUGCCAUCUGUUUUGUCUAUUAUUGCUGCAAAGAGUUAGUUGCGCAUCCGAAAGUCUACUUCUAAGCGUGUUCCUAAACCAACCUCCCAAUCCCUGAAACCCCCCCUAAAGCAUGUACCCAAUAACCAGUUAACCCCCUCAUUUUCAGCCUCUCCGUACCUGACCUCCUCGUGGCCGUGGUGGUGGCUCCUUCUGCCGCUCCUCCUCGCCCUCCUACUCGCUCUUCUCUGCUGUUGCAUUCCGUGGUGCCUUCAACGGUUUGCUUUGAAACUUUUUAACGUUUCCCACUCCCUUCUAACUGAAACUCCAAGUUGAGACCGCCUAAAAACCGCCUUUUUUCUUCAGCCGGUACCGUUCGCGAAAAGAACACAGUCGCCUCGUGACGAAUGGCCAGAGGGCUCCGCUGCUCGAAGAGCAAAAGGCGGGAAUGAAUGAGAAUAUGCGACAACUGGAGACGCGACUCGACAAGAUGCGGGGAGCUAUCGACGGAAGAGGUACGCGCUUUUGAUUUGUGAUUGAUUAUUUUGGGUGUGGCCCCCCCUCCUUCUCGUUGAUAAAUGAUUCUGAUGAUGUGGGCAUCGAAAAAGAAGAGGGCACGCCCUUUUUUUUGGACUGCUUCGGACAGGUCAAGAAUUUUAUGACUGAAAUGAACUUGUUGCGUGAGAAUUGUAGACAGUUGUAUAGGAAAAAAGUAUCAAUUCGAAUUAAUUUGACUCGCCUACACAAAAACUUUGUCAAGACGGAAGCUGAGCUAAAGUUUCUUUCUUUUUUUAGAAGGAAUCCUAGUUGGCUUACUGAUGAACUUCGAGAAAUGUUCUGUACGGCAAAAUGAGAGAAAAAUAUUAAAAUUUUCAGCCCGCGGCGACUUUGAGGAUGGUUACAUGAAGGGAUACAAGGACGCGAACAAGCUGGGAAGCGCCGGCGCCGCCCGCAGACGCCUCGAAGACGACUACGGAAACCGCGACGACCGCUUCCACGAGGGAUACGUGAAGGGAUUGAAGGACGCAGGCAUGUCCGGAAUGACCACCUCGAUGCACAACCUGGCUCAACGCUCGGGCGGCGGUUACUCGGCCGGCUUCCAACAGGGAUACAAGGACGGAAACUCGGGAAUUUUCGGAGACCGCGUCACGCCGUCGUUGAUUUCGCGGCUCGACGAGCAGUACGCCGGACAGGAGGACUUCAAGCAGGGCUACGUCGACGGAUUCAAGGAGGGCGCUUCAAGUCGUGUCGGAGAGCGAUCCAGAUUUGAAGACUCGCGACGGCUGCAGCAGUCGCUCACGGAGCUCACCGAAAGAUUGACGAGUUUGGAGAAGACAAAGGGAGACGAGAUCCACUCGACCAAGAUCUAUCACGUCUGUAAGUUAUAGUCGCCAUUAUGGAUUUACUGAACUAAAAAUUUGUGUUCCAGACAACCAGCAGCCGGAAGGAGGCGCGACGUUCACCUCUACAGGACAGCAGCUGGCUCAGGAACUCGAAGAGAUCGGAAGCACGUCGAGACGAAGCACGCUCAGAAGACACUACACACCGGGAGACUACCUUAAGUACGACGCCGAAGAGGGAUACAACUCGCUGAGCAGAAACCGCCGAUCGCUGUCCGCCUCGGCUCUUGCCGCCAACAAAGGUGAGUCUGAGCUGCAUCCCCCCCAUAAAUAGAAAGGAAUGCUCCAACCAACUAAACUGACUGACGAGAGUGAGACCCCCUAAUAUUGCAGAAGCAUCCCAACAAUCGUCGUCUUACCUGCAAACCGGCGGCACUCUCAGCCGUUCUCGUCACCACAUGUCGCAUGCCGGCUCCUCCUACCUUUCCAGAGCCGCCCAGGACGCGCAAGUCGGUACUGACACGUACGCGAAACGCUACAACUACCGAUCGCGAUCGGAUGUGGGUAGCCCGCGUCGGUACGCGAGUCAGACGUUGCUUGACGGCUCACGACCCGGCCCAUCGACGCCACACGCGAAACGCGACGCGCUGCACACGUUGCAAAAGGAGUUGGAUACGUUGAGCCGCUCGCCGGACGUGCGUGGCACGACGCCACGUGGCGCAGCCGGCUACGGCUCCGACACGAACGCCUACGAUACGGUGCGAUCGCGAGCGCGUGGAUACUCGAACUACGAUUACGGUGUGUUUUUCUUGUGCUAAAGCAUCCGAUUUUUGCAUGUUCACCCCGUUUUCAGACACUUUCCAAUCGUCGCGAAAUGUCACCACUCAACAGCAGAGCUCGCAGGCUCAGUCCGCUGCCGGAGCUGCUGGAGCCCAAGCCGGAGCCGGAGCCAGCUCUUCUGCCUCCCAACGUUUGUGAUCCUCUUCUCAAUUUUCUAGUAGCAUGGAGUGCUUUACAGCAUCCCCGUAGAUAACUUUUAGAGGCUCAAACGUCGUCAGAAUGAUGAUAAAAGUGACCAAUUUCAGAUGAUAAAUCAUCUGGAAAAUGGGCCGAACAACUGAUCGACCUCGUUUCCGAGCCGCUUGACACCACGAUUGCCCGUAUUAACAACUACACUUCGUCUUCGAAUGGUGAGUGACUUGCACACUUUUCAAACUACAGUAACCCAUUCAACAAUUGUGCUUUAGUUGCAGACCGCGGUCAGGCCGGAGACGUUGUCGAAGAAAAGUAUCACAGAACGUAUAAAGAGGAACACUCGAGUCGCUGA
This is a messenger RNA of Caenorhabditis sp. 36 PRJEB53466, 16141 nucleotides long. The record is from the annotation of a GenBank genome assembly. NCBI's taxonomy places the organism in Eukaryota, Metazoa, Nematoda, Chromadorea, Rhabditida, Rhabditidae.